This is a messenger RNA of Colletotrichum orchidophilum, 321 nucleotides long. RefSeq lists its product as uncharacterized. The record is from RefSeq and is a predicted model, not a curated record. NCBI's taxonomy places the organism in Eukaryota, Fungi, Ascomycota, Sordariomycetes, Glomerellales, Glomerellaceae. The coding region runs from base 1 to 321 and encodes 106 amino acids. The transcript has 2 exons.
AUGAACCCAGACUGGUACCGUUGCACUGGGACCAGCAUCCCUCUAAAGUCCCAACGCCAUGCUAUGAGUGACGAUCCCCAGUCCAUAUUGGAGCCCUUUUCUUCGAGGCACCGCGACAGCCGAAGAGCAAGCGCGCGCGCCUUACGGCAUCAUCGUGCACGGCUCAGAGGAGAUAUCACUGGCCAAGAACACCGUCCAAACCCCCAAUUUUCGGUCGAACCUGUCGGUCAGGGUCCACCGACAGACGCGUGUUUUUGGGGUCACGGGUGGCUUUCCACAUUAGGAGCUCGCUUGCUUCGGCUAUGUCUCCCUCGGCGGUAG